CUCAACCCCGGCUGUAGGUGCUGUGUGAGUGCGCGUGUGCUCCUGAGCUCGCUCGGCACACAUUCUAUAAAAAAAUAAAAAUACAAAAAAAAUUCAAAACAUAAAAUACCAAAAAAUCAUUUAUUUUUUCUUUUUGUAACAAGUCGGUGAAGCUGGAGUAGACAUUCGUGGACUGGACGGUAACGUACAAGAAAGUGCAGCAUAACGUUAUAUCGAACGGGAAAUUUUCAGUCGACGUGUUACUGGUCCCGAGGCGACACCAAGUACCAAUUUGCUUUUAACAUUUUUGUCUAAUUUUAACGCCUAUUUUAAUCCAGUUUCAGCCAAAUUAUUGUCAUUUGAGUACAUUAAUUUUAGGGAUUUUACUCAAAACACUGCAACUGACAAGACAACGGUUGCCAACGUUUACCAUCAGCUAGUCCUUAACUGAAGCGACGUUAGAGCGGUUAACGUUACCAAGAAUACGUAAACUUUUUUUCGGUUGAGAAAUUUAGGCCUUGUCCGAGUACUUUGCUAGCCUCUACGGCCAACUAAAAUGAAUCCCAGUGCUCCAAGUUACCCCAUGGCCUCCCUUUACGUCGGGGAUCUUCAUCAAGAUGUGACUGAGGCCAUGCUUUACGAGAAAUUCAGCCCAGCCGGAGCUAUCCUGUCGAUACGAGUCUGCAGGGACAUGAUUACCCGACGUUCUCUUGGAUACGCCUAUGUCAACUUUCAACAGCCGGCGGAUGCUGAGCGUGCACUGGACACCAUGAAUUUUGAUGUGAUCAAGGGGCGGCCUGUGCGCAUCAUGUGGUCACAGCGUGAUCCAUCACUGAGAAAAAGUGGAGUAGGAAACAUCUUUAUUAAGAAUCUUGACAAGUCUAUCGACAACAAGGCUCUGUAUGACACCUUCUCUGCCUUUGGAAACAUCCUGUCCUGCAAGGUGGUCUGUGACGAGAAUGGCUCUAAAGGCUACGGCUUUGUGCAUUUUGAAACUCAAGAGGCAGCCGAACGAGCCAUUGAGAAAAUGAAUGGCAUGCUUCUUAAUGACAGAAAAGUAUUUGUUGGACGCUUUAAAUCUCGCAAAGAGCGUGAGGCUGAGCUGGGUGCUCGUGCCAAGGAGUUCACAAAUGUCUACGUUAAAAACUUUGGAGAAGACAUGGAUGAUGAGAAGCUGAGGGAGCUCUUCAGUAAAUAUGGAAAUGCCAUGAGUAUCCGUGUGAUGACGGAUGACAGUGGAAAGUCUAGAGGGUUUGGAUUUGUUAGCUUUGAUAGGCAUGAGGAUGCUCAAAGGGCAGUGGAUGAGAUGAAUGGGAAAGAGAUGAACGGCAAGCUGAUCUAUGUUGGCAGAGCCCAGAAGAAGAUUGAGCGGCAGGCUGAGCUCAAACGCAAGUUUGAGCAAAUGAAACAAGACCGCAUGACUCGCUACCAGGGUGUCAACUUGUACGUGAAAAACCUGGACGAUGGAAUUGAUGAUGAACGUCUUAGGAAGGAAUUCUCCCCAUUUGGCACCAUCACCAGUGCCAAGGUCAUGAUGGAGGGCGGACGCAGCAAAGGAUUUGGAUUUGUCUGUUUCUCGUCCCCAGAGGAGGCCACCAAAGCGGUAACAGAAAUGAAUGGACGUAUUGUAGCCACAAAGCCACUAUAUGUUGCCCUGGCUCAGCGCAAAGAAGAACGACAAGCCCAUCUGACCAACCAGUAUAUGCAGCGCAUGGCCAGUGUGCGUGCAGUGCCAAACCCAGUCAUCAACCCUUACCAACCAGCCCCACCCUCUGGAUACUUCAUGGCAGCCAUACCUCAGGCCCAGAACCGUGCUGCUUACUACCCAGCUGCAGGGCAGAUGGCCCAGCUCCGACCUGGCCCACGCUGGGCCACUCAAGGUGUUAGGCCACAACAUUUCCAGAACAUGCCAGGUGCCAUGCGUCCCUCAGCACCUCGCCCUCAGACCUUCGGGGCCAUGCGACCUGCCUCCCAGGUGCCCCGCAUGAUGUCCACUCAGCGUGUCGCCACUCAGACAAUGGGCCCCCGACCAGCCACUGCAGCUGCUGCAGCAGCCACCCCUGUGCGUGGAGUCCCUCAGUACAAGUACGCUGCGGGUGUCCGCAAUCCCACCCAGCAUAUGACUGCUCAGCCACAAGUCAACAUGCAGCAGCCUGCUGUUCAUGUGCAAGGACAGGAGCCUCUGACUGCUUCCAUGCUUGCUGCUGCUCCACCACAGGAACAGAAGCAGAUGCUGGGUGAGCGUCUGUUCCCACUGAUUCAGAACAUGCACCCCAGCCUAGCAGGAAAGAUCACUGGCAUGCUCCUCGAGAUUGACAACUCAGAGCUGCUCCACAUGCUGGAGUCCCCAGAGUCUCUCCGCUCAAAGGUGGAUGAGGCAGUGGCUGUGCUUCAGGCCCACCAGGCCAAGGAGGCCGCCCAGAAGACGGUAACAAAUUCAGCUGGUGUCCCAAGUGUCUAAAUCCAAGGAGUGGGGAACCUUGAGAGUCUAGCUUCACCGAUGGAGAAAAUAAUUUAGCAGUGAAAAAGUUAAAAACACAUAAAACAAAGUAAAAAGAAGUCAAAUAAUAUAAUAAAAAAAUCAAUUUAAAUAUGUCUCCAGUCAGGUCUGCAGUGAACAGAAAUGCCAGGCCUGGUCUGUUGGGUUAAGUUAAAAAUACACAAAAAAACAGAAAAAGUUAAAAUAGAAAAUGAUCAAUAUAUGAGGGGUUUUAAAUGAGAAUUCUGUGAGCAAAAUAAGACUGAAAGCAUUCCUUUCUUCCAUUUUAUCCCUUUUAAAUGUUUGAAUGUUUGGGCUGUUGUGGCCUGUUGUGAAAUUUCCUGGCCUUUGCUUGCUUGAAUAAAAAUUUAAAAAAUA
This is a messenger RNA of Cheilinus undulatus (humphead wrasse), 2836 nucleotides long. It is a transcript of the gene pabpc1b, whose product is annotated as poly A binding protein, cytoplasmic 1 b. Lineage: Eukaryota; Metazoa; Chordata; Actinopteri; Labriformes; Labridae. Gene Ontology annotation, cellular component: ribonucleoprotein complex. The transcript has 14 exons. The coding region runs from base 536 to 2440 and encodes 634 amino acids. Gene Ontology annotation, molecular function: RNA binding. The record is from RefSeq and is a predicted model, not a curated record.